CCGGUCAAGAGCAGAGAGCUCUCGAAACAACUUGUUCCACCACCAUGUGGGGGCGGCAAAGCAACCGUCACCAAGCAACACUUCUAAAGCAAAAAGGUUGCCACCAGCGGUUGUCUCCCUCCGCUGCUGGUGACCAAGAGAUCACUCGGCUACAUCGUGUAUAUACCCAGCCGCAUUGACUUGGGUUCCAAAACACACCGCCUCAUCAUCAGAUUGGCAUGCCUAAAAAGAAGAAGCACGCGUUGAACCACUACAAGGGCUCAUCCGGUGCUGGCGCCAGCGCAUCGCCUUCAUCAACGACAAAGCCAACGAAAUCCGUGAACGAGCUGCUCGCCAACCUUCGUACGACAGCGGCCUCCUUGUCGUCCAACCAACCGUCUAUUCUCGCCACCGCUACUCCCAGCGUGCCCCCAGCCAUCCGGCAGAUUCUCCAGAUCCCGGAGACACCCGCACCUCUGCCACGCCGCCCAGUUCGACGCAGGUUUGACAACUAUGGAAGACGUCUUCCAGCAGGGCCCCCGCCUCCAGGAAGCUGGUCCCGGUCCCCGAGAGACCCCCAGACUGCCCAGCGAGCGCUUGAGUCGCUGAGUACCCAUUCUCUCGCAAGGGUUGCCUUUCCUGGAGCCUAUUUGCCUGAGCCUGGCAGCUUGUUGGACCUUGUUGCGCGGCGCAUGGCUCUCGAAUGGCAGCUUCAUCGCGAAUAUGAUGGUCCGUAUAUGUAUUAUAUUCCAACUCAUAUCAAGCCCAUUUUGAUGCGUCAUGUUGCUAUACUGGGCACGCCGGGUCUAUCCAUAAAGGAUCUCAAGGCUAUGCUGCUCCCUCAGCCCGAUGGCAAUGAUGAUGUCCCAGAUGUGAGCGUGAGCAGCCUGGAAGACUUAACGACAUUGGAUAUAUCAGGCGCUGUUGGAAAGACUAUAAGUCUAAAGGAGCUCUCUGACUUGCUAUUCCCGACACAGACUACUCCGUCUGACGAGCUUCAAGACUCAUGGGAUGCUGAAGACUUGCAGAGCUCGAUACCCUCGACCCUGCUGCCCAACUUGUCUCAUCUAUCUCUCGCCGUAGACCCCAAGAAGGCAGAUAAUGCUUCAUGGAAACACUUGUUAUCUCUUGCUUCUAAACUAACGACUGUGACGCAUCUUAGUUUGGCGUUUUGGCCAGUCCCGUGUCUGACGCGCAAAUCGCAGUUUGCAUCCAUGUCGUCGCCGCAUCAACGGGAUAUAUCCUACAGCGGAACCAACUAUUACUCGCAUACGAUCGAUCAGGACUGGAGUGAAGCCCUUUUAGUGCUAAGGCUUCUGAGCAAGAGCCUCUACUCCCUCGAAUUCCUUGAUCUCACCGGGUGUAUCUCCUGGUUCAAAGCUCUUACUCUGGAAGAUACUGACAGCCAUGAUCACGUUGACUGGGCUGGAGACUGGGGCAAAAUCACGACCCUAAGAUUAAAUGUCGGGUGGGAUAUCGAGAAGAACGAUAUGCCCUCAAAGCAUGACAUGUACCAAAGUGCAUGUGAAACGGCGCUUGCCGUCGAGAAGCGCAUUAUUUCAAUGAGAGCCGGGCGCGGUCGUUUUAUUACCGUGGAACGGCCAAUACUAGACGAACUUACGCGUUAGAUGUAUUUAGCACCAUAGAAUAU
Molecule: messenger RNA, 1630 nt
Organism: [Torrubiella] hemipterigena
Lineage: Eukaryota; Fungi; Ascomycota; Sordariomycetes; Hypocreales; Clavicipitaceae
Source: the annotation of a GenBank genome assembly